Messenger RNA from Penicillium cataractarum, 432 nucleotides. RefSeq lists its product as uncharacterized. The record is from RefSeq and is a predicted model, not a curated record. Lineage: Eukaryota; Fungi; Ascomycota; Eurotiomycetes; Eurotiales; Aspergillaceae. Bases 1 to 432 code for a protein of 143 amino acids. The transcript has a single exon.
AUGGAUCUCUUCCGUCGACUUCACCAGAACUCAUAUCCGCCCCGGCCAUCUCCUCUAAGCGGUUCUCAAGAGCCGCGCGAUGAUCGUGCUCGCCAGCCCGGCAGUCUCUCGUCGGCCCACGACCCUCGCCGUCGCACCGAUGGCGACAAGGCCCGACUGGCCAGUCGCUACGAAUACACGCCCACAUCGGAUCUAUACUCGCCCGGUGUAUCAAGGGGGUCGCAAGGGGUCCGGGGUGAGAAUGCUGGGGCGGCGAUUUCUCCGCCGCGGAACCAGCAUGCACACCAGCAUCGGCGGAAUGCCAGCCUUGAAACGCGGCAGCACGCACAUGCGCAUCGUCGAAAUCACUCCCAACCGCAAGGAGCCCAUUAUCGCGAAGGUUCGUAUUUCCCUUGGCCUGUCCAUACAGGUGUACUCCUCUUUGGGGAAUAG